This is a messenger RNA of Actinia tenebrosa (Australian red waratah sea anemone), 3297 nucleotides long. RefSeq lists its product as uncharacterized. Gene Ontology annotation, cellular component: signaling receptor complex; plasma membrane. Gene Ontology annotation, molecular function: ATP binding; transmembrane receptor protein tyrosine kinase activity. The record is from RefSeq and is a predicted model, not a curated record. Gene Ontology annotation, biological process: multicellular organism development; cell surface receptor protein tyrosine kinase signaling pathway; positive regulation of kinase activity. Lineage: Eukaryota; Metazoa; Cnidaria; Anthozoa; Actiniaria; Actiniidae.
AUUUAAUCAUUUUGGUACACACACAUACACACACACACACACAAAACAUUGAUACACUACCCCUAAUAUAAUUAUACAUAUUCAUACGGGAAAAAAACACUUAAAAAUACAAUUCAUAUAAUUGUAUAAUAAACUUUUGCAAAGUACAAAAUAUCAUACCUAGCUAGACUCUUGGGCUGCCUGUGUCUCGUCAAAUUUUUACAAUGCCUCAAAACUCUUCGACAUAAGCUUGAUGAUGGACAUGGCUAAAUAUCGUUUUGUUUUGUUUGUUUUAUGAUUUCUGGGCCGACAAUAAGACAAUUUUCUGGUUCAAAAGCGUAAAAACGGUUAUUACUCACUUGGUAGAACACAUCUAUUGGUUAGAAAUUGCAGUUACUUUGGGUCGGGUUUUAGUUAUCGACAGGAUUUGUACUGUCUUACAUGACAAGCGAUGAGUGUUAUUCUACACCAUGUUAGUCUACCUUUCUUUUGUUGAACAAAACAUCUCGCAUCGGUUUAACAUUUACGAGUGUACAUUGCGAUUAAACAAUGAAUGUCAAAUCGGACCAAUCAGGUGGGCUUCGUGGAUCUCAUUUUGAGGUCUGUUCGUCACCUUCGUUCUUACACAAUGCCAUACGUUUGGAUCUAAAAUCUGCUUUACGAGUGAUCUUUAAAGCUGGGAUAAGAGAACCACAAUGCAUAGGUUUCCCAAAUGGUGGACAUCUGUAUUUAAGCAAGUAUCAGGGUAUUUUGAAUACAAGAUUGUAAUCUAAAACCCCGUAGAAAAAUCAACGGACAACAAGAGAGUGCCUUCUUGGGUACUGUGCUAACUUUCCUUUCGCGAUGUUGAGGUUUAGAAAGCUUCCUACUCUUGUAAUUAUAUUUUACGGUCUUCAACUACAUCACUGUACUGCAGGCGAAGAACCCACAGGGAGCACAACCAAUUGCAGUCAAACCGUUUCACAUCAAGGAGAGACCGCAUCUAAGUGCUGUGUUUUCCCAUUUGUUUAUCUUGGUGAACAACACAACAGCUGUAUCAAGACCUCGGAUGGUGCUGCUUGGUGUUCGAAAACCGCAAACUACGACAUCGAUGGAAAGAAAAUAGACUGUCCCACGACUAACCCUGAUGAUGGCGGUGGAGGAGAUAGCGGCGAAGGCCAAUGUCAUAGUUUCCCAUCAGGCAUCUCAUCUCUCAUCGGCGGUACCAUCGCGCCAGACAGACGCUGGAACCUACAGUGCCAUCCAUCACGUGCAGUGACGUCAUUGUGGGAUGACGUCAAUCGGUUUACGUUGCUAGGCGACGUUAAGUGUUGUGAUGCUCCUGUGGAUCAGAAUAUAUCGUACGUGUUUAACCUGUCAAUGCGAAUAGGUGGUGGAUAUGAUCCUAAGUCAAGGUGGAAGGCACAGUGUCCAGAUAAUUACGUUAUCACAGGUCUUCACGCACAGAAAGCUGGAUUGAAAAAGUGGAAAAGGUUUGGUAACCUAGACGCAGUGAAAUGUAGCCUGUUACUGGAACACCGUUUGGAUUACGACUCCUGUACUACCGUAGACCUACCGGACAAAACAGGGGGGACCCGAGACUCGACUGCAACAUGGAGAACAGAAUGCCCUUCUGAGCAUUUUAUCUCUGCUCUUUAUAAUGACCUCAAGUUUACUGGUGUCAAGAAAAUCAAGUGUUGCCCUGCACGAGCUGUAGCCAUAAGUCAGAAAGUUUGUACUUUUGAAGACGGGGUUUGCGGCUUGUGGGAAUUCAUCAAUCCUGACAGAGAUGGAAGCUGGAAGUUAAGAAAUGGAGCAGGACUUGGGACUGUGGAUCACACAACUGGUAAAGCUACAGGUCACGUGAUUUAUAUGACGUCAAAUAUCUCCCAGCUGUCUACUGUGGGUGUGAAGUCAUCCGAGCAGGGUAGAUGCCUGUCACUGUGGUACACUAUGAAGGGAAACUCGAGAAUAGAUUUGAUGGCGUUACUAUAUGAUGAAAAUAUUGACGGCCUUGUUGAGAGAACCCUUGGUGAUGUAGAAACGGGAGAAAAUAGAAAAUGGAUGGAAAAACAAGCGGUACUACCUAGAAAACACAACUAUCAGCUCAUCAUUCAGGGUGUUAGUCGUGGAAUCCCAAGUGAAAUUACAUUGGACGAUAUACAAAUCAAACCUGAACGUUUUUGUAUUGGUUUAUGUUCGUCGCUGGGUCCUCUGCAAGGUUCCAGUAGUAUUCAUGAUGGUCCACUCACUCCUUGGCAAGCAAGUUGUCGUGGCGUCUCCUCCUCCUCCUCCUCCUCCUCUUCCACUCUCACGUCUAUCGUAACAGGUCUAUGGGACAAACAGGGAAGCCAUUUUCAAACCCUUGAGUAUCUCAAGUGUUGUAACAUGCCGGUGAAUACGUACUACAAGAUUCUUUUAACUGGUAAAGAAGGAGGAUCUGCGUCAGAGAAUGAACGAUGGAAUGCACAGUGCAAGGAUAAUUACGUCUUAACAGGCAUUUACAGCCUGAACAAGUUCAAUGGUUUUUAUCAACUCCAGUGUUCCUCUCUCUACCAGUCUCGUGUUGAUUAUUCUAACUGCGUAGUGAUCUGGGCUGAGGAACGCAAUCAUGAAGGGGACCCUAUCAGUCAACACAUUGAGUGCCCUUCAGGGAUGGUUGUCAUUGGUUUAUUUGAUCACCAAGGUGACAACAACAGGACGAGCUUCGCCGAUAUCGAUGCAGUAAAGUGCUGCAUGGUUGACACUCCCGACUGUGUCACUCAAGCUGAUUGUAAUAUCAAUGCUGACUGCGUUACCACAAAUACCGUCAUGAAAUGCUCUUGUAAGACAGGUUUCUAUGGCAACGGGAAGGUUUGCAAAUCUGUAGUCCCCCCAACAUCCACCACGGAGUCCCCUAUUACUAAGAAGCAGAAUGCAACGACGGAUAUUCCCGUUAAUCCGUCAACACCAACUACAACGUAUAUAAAUCCUGGAGUCGACACCUCAGGGAAUGGCCUUGGCUUCUCGACGUCAAGUUCAAUAUCGAACCGACGACAGCAAAAUAGCCAAUCAGUUAUCUUAAUAACUGUGACUGUGGUCGGGAUUUUGGUCGCAGUGUUGCUAGGCGUUCUUGUUUGGCGUGUCAGGCGGGCAAAAAAAGCGCGUCUACGAGUGCAGGGAAGCAAUACAGCCAAACCAGAUCAGGCGGAGAUGACUCCUUUCAACGAUAUUAAGAUCAUUAAUAAUGACAACCCUGCACAAGACCAGCAAGUUACAAGUUCUCAUUUGGCUGUAGUAGGUGAAGAAGACGAUUCUUCGCGUGCACCGAAUAAUCCCCAUCAAAACGACAACAGCAAG